Hordeum vulgare subsp. vulgare (domesticated barley) is the source of this 5804-nucleotide messenger RNA. RefSeq lists its product as uncharacterized. Gene Ontology annotation, molecular function: metalloendopeptidase activity. Lineage: Eukaryota; Viridiplantae; Streptophyta; Magnoliopsida; Poales; Poaceae. The transcript has 12 exons. Gene Ontology annotation, cellular component: membrane. The coding region runs from base 383 to 4933 and encodes 1516 amino acids. Gene Ontology annotation, biological process: CAAX-box protein processing. The record is from RefSeq and is a predicted model, not a curated record.
CCCUUCGCCCUCCGGCUCCCCCGAUCACGAGGAGGACGACGCCCCCGCGGGCGAGUGGAUCCUCUUCACCAGCCCGACGCCGUUCAACCGCUGCGUGCUGCUGCGGUGCCCGUCCGUGUCCUUCGAGGACGGGGGCGUGCUGCUGGACGGCGUCAACGAGCGCCUGCUCACACAGGACCGCCACUACGUCAACCUCAGCCGGGGCAGCAUCCCCGCCGCGCCCGCCGGGCAGGGCGCGGGCGAGGUGUCCUACCAGCGGCUCUGCAUUCCCCUGGACGAUGGCGGGGUGAUCGCGCUUGAUUGGCCCGCUAAUUUGGAUCUGGACAAGGAGCAUGGCCUUGAUUCCACGGUGCUCGUCGUGCCCGGCACCCCCGAGGGGAGCAUGGACAGGGGCAUCGAGAUGUUCGUGCUGGAUGCGCUCAAGAAUGGCUACUUCCCCAUUGUAAUGAACCCCAGAGGGUGCGGCGGAUCACCGCUUACUACACCAAGGUUAUUUACAGCGGCUGACAGUGAUGAUAUCUGUACAACGAUCCGCUUUAUAAACAGCAAACGGCCAUGGACAACAAUAAUGGGUGUUGGGUGGGGGUAUGGUGCCAAUAUGCUGACAAAGUACCUUGUGGAAGCUGGAGAGUCUACUCCUCUUACGGCUGCAGUUUGUAUCGACAAUCCUUUUGACCUACAGGAAGCAACAAGAACAUUUCCUCAUAAUAUCGCUCUUGACCAAAAGCUCACAGCUGGCUUGGUUGAUAUUCUGCGUGCCAAUAAGGAACUCUUUCAAGGAAAAGAUAAAGACUUUGAUGUCCAAAAGGCUUUAUCGGCAAACUGUUUGCGUGACUUUGAUGGAGCAAUAUCUAUGGUUUCACAUGGGUUCGCUAAUGUUGAUGACUUCUAUUCAAAAAAUAGCGUGAGGCCAUCAAUUGCCGGUGUAAAAAUACCUGUACUCUUUAUACAGAGUGAUGAUGGGACGGUGCCACUUUUGUCAGUACCACGCAGUUCAAUAUCAGAGAAUCCUUUUACCAGCCUUCUCCUUUGUUCUUGUGUACACUCAACUGGAUUCACCUUUGAGAGAUACACUGAAUUAUGGUGCCAGAAUCUUACCCUAGAGUGGUUGUCAGCAGUGGAGUUUGCUCUUCUUAAGGGUCGUCAUCCGCUUAUCAAAGAUGUGGAUAUCACUGUUAACCCAUCCAAAGGCCUAGCAUUUGCCGUACCUCAACCGACUGAUAAGAAGGUCCCAAAAGAGGACAAUUUUCAUGAGCAAGCUCAGUUUAUUCUCUCUCAUGGUUUACCCCAUGGAAUAAAUGGGCUUCUCGCUGAUCCUACAAAUAGAUAUUCUGGUGCUCAAAACAGCGAAAAUGAGCUGCUCACUUAUUCUGCAAAUGGAGAUUCUGGUUCUCGAAACAGCGAAAAUGGGCUGCUUACUUAUUCUGCAAAUGGAGAUUCUGGUUCUCAAAACAGCGAAAGUGGGCUGUUAAAAGAUAAUGGUGUAGGCAGGAUAAGCAAAGAAGCUGAUGAAGAGGAGCCAGAAGAGAUUCCUGAAGAUGUUGAACAAGGUCAUGUACUACAAUCAGCAGGUCUUGUGAUGAAUAUGCUGGAUGCUACAAUGCCUGGUACUCUGGAUGAUGAUCAAAAGAAGAAGGUUAUGAUGGCAGUAGGACAAGGUGAAUCUCUUGUGAAAGCUCUAGAAGAAGCUGUACCUGAAGAUGUGCGUGGAAAGCUUACAUCGUCUGUGACUGAAAUUUUACAAUCUAAACGACACAAUUUCAAUUUAGAUGCUCUGAAGCGUGGCUGGACUAAUGCAAGAUCAAACACCAAGAAAGUGGUCCAAGAAAAGGUCAAAGAGUCGGAUCACGAGAGUGGAGUUAAGGAUGCUAAAAUUCUUGACCAUAACAGGGGUAUUACAUCCAUUGGUGAGGUAGACCAAAAAGAUACUAAUCUGACCUCAAACGAUAACAAUGCUGCAGAAGGUAUCGAUUUAUCACAAGUAAAGCCUUACCAAGCUUCUGGACCUGUUGGAACUGGAAGCGAAAUGGGAAGUGAGCAGACUCAGCUCGAUAAAUCAGAGGAAGAUUACUCUGGAGUGAAUGAAAGCAGUGAAGAGAAGCAAGAGGCCGGUCAGGGCAGUGUAACAGAUCCAAAGCAUCUUUCCGAUGAUCCAUCAACAGCCAAUUCAAACGGAACUCCCAGAGAGCGGGUGCAGUCGGCAGAUGCUACAGCAGAGCAGAAUCCACAGUCCAAUGUGGUAGACGACGAAGUUGAUGCAGUUCAUGCCAAUGAAGAUAAGGUUGCACUUAAUGUUGUUGAUCAGAGCACGCAAAUCUCUAAAACAGAAGAAUCUAAACAUCCGUCAGUUAAUAAUGUGAGACAGGCAUUAGAUGCCUUGACUGAUUUUGAUGACUCGACUCAAAUGGCUGUCAAUAGUGUGUUCGGAGUUAUCGAGAAUAUGAUUGACCAGUUUCAAAAGCACAAUGACUCUCAGGACAGGGACAAUUCUAAUGGAGCCACAGAUAAACCUUCUGUGGAUGAGACAGAGUCUGAUGUGAUGGUGGAUGUGGACAAUGAGUUAAGUGGAAAGGACAAAAAUCCAUCAUCAUCUGGUGAAUCAAAACAUAAUACUUCUGUUAAAGCUCGUCCAAUCAUGUCUGAAGAUCACAAUUUUAGUGAGAAAAAAUCUGAGUUGAGCACCGUUCCACCUUCGGAAGGAAAAAUCAGAAAUUCUCGGAGAAAUAUACCUGAAAAUUAUGUUGAUGGUGAUGUUGCAAAGAUGGUGAGUGGCUCACCUGAUUACUUGUUGGAUAUAGCUGCCAAUUCUUAUUUGAAGGUGCAGUAUGCUUUGUACCUUCAUGAGAAUCUUUCAAGACAACUGCAACUUCAGUCACCAGAUUUGAACUCGGCAACUGAUCUUUUCCUUGACCCGCAAGAGGGUAAAUGGAAACUAGCAGAUCAAAUGGACAAUGUGCAAGGUGACAUUUCUAUAUCUGGAAAAUAUAGCUUCAUCAAUAAAGAGAUCAAGCAUGCAGAUUCCUCCCAAGCUCCAACUAGGGCAGGCAAUGUUAUUUUGCCACCACAUUCAGCUCUGCGAAAUUUUGUAGACUCUGAAACCAAAAGGAAGGUAAAUGAGAAAUUGCCUGGUAAUGCUUUGAGACAGACACUCAUAUACUUUAUUACUGAUGACUUAACCAAUACCCUCAAAACUGAAGUUGGUCGCAAACUGGGGAUAACAAAAGCUGAGAAACUUCAAAGAAGACUUGCACAUGACGUAGAACGACUCGCUACUCAAGUUUCUAGAACUAUUGUCCAUGACUCUGAGUUAUACAGAGCAACAUCUGUGCAGAGGAAUCCAACGACUGUGAAAUUUGGUGUGGUCCAUGGCGAAAAUGUUGUUGAAGCUGUAUCAACUGCAGUUCGGCAAUCUCAUGAUCUGAGAAAUGUUCUUCCAGUGGGUGUGAUAGUUGGUGUAACUUUAGCGUCCUUGAGAAACUACUUCCACGUUGGUGUCUCUAAGCAUGACAACCUUACAAAAGCUGCUGUCAAGUCAGGAAUUUUGGAUGAGGAUGUUAUUGUUCAGGAUACCGACGAAGGAAAUAUAGAUAAUCUUCCCACACAGAAAGAAGCAAAUGCUGAUCUUUGCAGACAAGAAGAAGCAAAUACAGAUUAUUAUAUUCAAAAACCCGGUGAACACAAGCAACAUGAGAUAAUGAAGUCAGAUGGUAAAGGCAUGAUGGUUGGGGCUGUAACAGCUGCCCUAGGUGCUUCUGCCUUAGUAGCACAUCAUCAACAAAAGAAUGCUGAAGAGCAUGAUAGCAUGGAUAGCACUCAACAUAAUCUUGCUGAAACUGAACUGGAAAAGAGCCAGAACAACUUAGUGAGCAGCUUUGCUGAGAAAGCCAUGUCUGUUGCAGCUCCGGUGGUACCCAAGAAGGGUGAUGGUGAACUUGAUCACGAUAGACUCGUUGCUGUUCUAGCUGAACUAGGGCAAAGAGGUGGAAUUUUGAAAUUUGUGGGGAAAAUUGCUCUACUUUGGGGAGGUAUUCGUGGUGCUCUGAGCUUGACUGACAGGCUCAUCUUGUUCUUACGUAUCAGCGAACGUCCCUUAUUUCAGAGGAUCAUGGGAUUUUCCUUAAUGGUACUUGUUCUGUGGUCACCUGUUGUGAUUCCUUUACUGCCAACUCUUGUUCAAAGCUGGACAAUAAGUGCUUCAACAGGAAUUGUUGGGGAUGCUUGUAUUGUUGGUCUGUAUGUCUCUAUAAUGAUACUUGUAAUGCUAUGGGGAAAACGAAUACGUGGCUAUGAGAAUCCAGUUGAGCAAUAUGGGAUGAAUCUUGCAUCUCCAUCAAGGCUGCAAGAAUUUUUUCAAGGUCUUGUCGGAGGUGUGUCUGUCGUUUGGUUGGUGCAUUCGAUAAGCAUUUUGCUUGGCUUUGCAACUUUUCGAGAAGGGACGCCUUCAUUAUUACCAUUUGAUCUUCUCAAAUCUUCAAGUAAUGUAUUGUUGCCAGCUCUUAGAGGGUUUAUCACAGCAACUAGCAUUGCUGUGGUGGAAGAAGUGGUUUUCAGAUCAUGGCUUCCAGAAGAAGUUGCAGUUGAUCUUGGUUACUACAAUGCCAUUAUGAUGUCUGGAGUUGCUUUUUCUUUGAUUCACCGGUCUCUACCUUCAGUACCAGGUUUCGUGCUACUUUCCCUGGUGCUUUUUGGGCUUAAGCAAAGAACGCAAGGGAAUCUCGCUGCACCAAUUGGCCUGCGAUCUGGAAUUAUGACUGCUAGUUAUCUCACACAAAUCAGUGGCAUUAUUGCAUUCAAACCUGAAACUCCAUUCUGGAUGAUUAGUACCUAUCAUCUGCAUCCGUUUGAUGGUGCGAUUGGGUUAAGUAUUUGUGCACUACUUGCGAUCCUUUUCUUCCCUCAAAGGCCUGCUCAGAAGGAUACGUCUGUGCCAUGAGAAUCAGGAGGACCCACAAAAGUACUCUUUGAGGUCAGUUUCAACAAAGAUGUCACCACGUCUGCGCAAAACAUGAGCACUGAAGGGCUGCUCCAGUGUAUGCUAUGUUAAAAGUGCAGCUCACAUUGCUGAUGCACCGUAACUUGCUCUAAAAAGGGCGCCUGGCUAGAUGUUUUAUUACACCGACCGAGGGGUGCUGCCGAUGGAUUGGAGCUGUGGGGUUCAUGCCCUUGGCAAACUUUUAUAGUUCUCUUUUCUGGACUCAGACAGAUGAACUCUGUUAUUCUCGUGGUAACAACAUGAACUCCAAACAGGAAUUAUUUGUUUCGUUCAUCGUUGUAUGGCGGGGCAGUAUAAACUAAGCAUGAAGCUGGAUAUAUCUUGGACAGAAACUGACAGAUAUCAAUGUGAAGUCAAUACUUUUGCCAUUUAGUGGAGUAUGUGUGCUGACUGUCUUAACUUCUUGUAGAAAUACUUCAUGUUGACUAAUUGGUGUAUAGGUUUGUUCUUUAGAUCUAACUAAGCUUCCUUUUGAUACUCCCUCUGUCUCUACUGUCAUAGGGAGUAUUUCGGAACACAAGCAUAUCUAUGUUUUGGGGUAGCAAAUUUUGACAGCACAUACUGUAUGUAGAAGAUAGUCACAUGACAUAGUUAGCUGAUACUCCCUCUGUAAACUAAUAUAAUCGUUUAGAUCACAGUUGUGUAUCUUCCUCGAUGACAGAAUCUCGCUGACUGUAAGGCAUCUCGCUGAAUGUAAGGAUCAGCGCAGGUAUAAUGUUGCCUCUACGUAUAGAAGAAUCCGUUGAGACCGGCAAAGAGAAAUAGCCAUUUGUACUAUGCGUAAUAUUUAUGUAAUAAUGUUUUCCCUCCA